AUGAAAAUUGUAAUUUUCAUUGGAAUAUUCCUAGAAGUUUUGACUAUAAAUGGGUUUAUAACUAGAACUAAGCUCCCCAAGUUCAAUACUAAUUUGUAUAUGAUUUGGGCAUAUCCACUAUUCGAUGAUUCACCUAAGCGUGGUCCUAGGCGUAAAAUACACCAGGCAUUUGAACGAGGCCCAGUUCGUGCCAAUGUUACAUUGAACUAUGAAUAUGCCAAUAGACUGGCCCAAAACACGUAUCAUGUUCCAGGACAGGGUGAGUUACCCUAUAGGACUGAGGAGGGAUUGGGUGAUACUGAGGAUAUUCACACUAGUCCAGAGACCGCAUGUGGUGGUAUUGACAUUGACCCUGCCGAGUUUGACAAGAUAAAAACAGUCUACAAAGUUUUUAAUGAUAGAAAUUGUGGAGUUUUGAGGAUCAUUGGCGCAAAGUUGGGCCACUUUUCUUUUCUUUAUUACGGGCCCAUCAGGCACAAGUAUGGAAUUAAAUGCUACCUGAGAUACUUGAUAAAUAGAGUUUACCCAGGAUCUAAGGUCACUAUUUUAACUCAAGAGUCACAUGACCGUCAUAGGCUACAGGAGGGUGUAAAUCCAGGCCUUUUCGGUAAACAGCAACGUCUAAUGAUUACAGGCAGAGACUAUUGUGAAUCAUUUAAAGACGGACUUCCCAACGAAAACGCUCUCCCACCCAAAGUAGAUAUGAUAAUUUAG
Theileria annulata is the source of this 714-nucleotide messenger RNA. RefSeq lists its product as uncharacterized. The record is from RefSeq and is a predicted model, not a curated record. The transcript is spliced from 2 exons. NCBI's taxonomy places the organism in Eukaryota, Apicomplexa, Aconoidasida, Piroplasmida, Theileriidae. Bases 1 to 714 code for a protein of 237 amino acids.